Hermetia illucens (black soldier fly) is the source of this 1917-nucleotide messenger RNA. RefSeq names its product DDB1- and CUL4-associated factor 7 (gene wap). Gene Ontology annotation, cellular component: nucleus. The transcript is spliced from 7 exons. NCBI's taxonomy places the organism in Eukaryota, Metazoa, Arthropoda, Insecta, Diptera, Stratiomyidae. The record is from RefSeq and is a predicted model, not a curated record. The coding region runs from base 338 to 1369 and encodes 343 amino acids. Gene Ontology annotation, molecular function: protein binding.
UAUCCCCUGUUCUACCUUGGUAAUAUCGUCACAAAAGUCUGAGGAUUUUAAGAAGGAAAUACUUUCGUUAAUCGCGUUGUAUUUUUAAAAUAACUCGCAUUUCCGAUCCUUCUCAAUUGUGUCUCCAGCAUAAAGGCAUCUAGUGUGCAAAUUUGUUUGAAUUUCGUGCAGAAAAACCGACGGGGACUGCGACAAAAUUGAAAAUGUUGUGAAACGAGUGGAAAGCAAAAGCAGCAAAGAAAUUUCAGUUUUCAUUUCGAUUUUAGUUGUUUUCAUUUUAGUUCAGUUUUGUUUAGAUUUCUGGCAUUAGUGUCCGCUGCGGUAGAAAACAGAAGUUAUGUCAUCCACCGCUGCUAAACGUAAAGAAAUCUACAAGUAUCUGGCACCAUGGCCGCUGUAUUCAAUGAAUUGGAGUGUUCGUCCAGACAAAAGAUUUCGUUUAGCUUUGGGAAGUUUUAUCGAGGAGUACAACAACAAAGUGCAGAUUAUCAGUUUAGAUGAAGAUACAAGCGAAUUCAGUGCUAAAAGCACGUUCGAUCAUCCUUAUCCAACGACAAAAAUUAUGUGGAUACCUGAUUCAAAAGGAAUUUAUCCGGACUUACUUGCUACUAGUGGCGAUUACUUACGGGUGUGGCGUGCUGGUGAACCUGAUACAAGACUGGAAUGUGUUCUAAACAAUAAUAAAAAUAGUGAUUUCUGUGCACCGCUCACUUCAUUCGACUGGAAUGAAGUGGAUCCUAAUUUGGUCGGAACAUCAUCGAUUGAUACAACCUGCACGAUUUGGGGUUUAGAAACUGGACAACCUCAUGGACGAGUUUACGUUGCUGGUCACGUUAAAACGCAACUUAUUGCACACGACAAAGAAGUAUAUGAUAUUGCUUUCUCACGUGCUGGAGGUGGACGGGAUAUGUUUGCAUCGGUUGGAGCUGAUGGAUCUGUUCGAAUGUUUGACCUAAGACAUCUUGAACAUUCAACAAUUAUAUAUGAGGACCCGGCGCACACAGCACUUUUGCGAUUAGCCUGGAACAAACAAGACCCAAAUUACCUGGCAACUGUUGCGAUGGAUUCGUGUGAAGUUAUUAUUUUGGACGUUCGUGUUCCUUGUACACCUGUUGCAAGACUGAGCAAUCAUAGAGCAUGCGUUAACGGAAUAGCGUGGGCGCCGCACAGUUCCUGUCAUAUUUGCACUGCCGGUGAUGAUCACCAAGCUCUAAUAUGGGAUAUUCAACAAAUGCCUCGAGCUAUUGAAGAUCCGAUAUUAGCGUACACAGCAGCAGAAGGAGAAGUUAACCAGAUCCAGUGGGGAGCCACUCAGCCUGAUUGGAUUGCAAUUUGCUACAACAAAGCGUGUGAGAUUCUUCGGGUUUAAAAGUCGCAAAAAAAUAAACCAAACCUAAGGCUUGUAAAGCCAGAAAACCAGGAGAAGUGGGAGGAGAAAUAUCAGAGGAAUGUAAUUAAAGGAGAAUUACAUGAGCAAAUUAAGCAAUUGUAGAUGUCAUUCUUGAGCUUUCCUUUACGAGUAUUUAAUUUAUGUUUACGUAUUUUAUUUGAUAGUGUUUACCGCAUAACAGUGUAGUGAUUACUCUUUAUUUAUUAUUUUAAGUAGCUUCUAGUGUGGCACAUAUUGUGUCUUAUAUAUAUGACUAUGAAUAUAUAUUUUACGAUAUCUAAGUGUACUCUGUGCAACAUCUUGAUUUAAGGUAACAAUAAUAAUUUAAAACGUUUAGAUGUACAUUUAAUUUGCAAAAUAAGGGACUAUGUAAAUAUUGAUUUGAAGAGAAAAGGAUAAAUUCAAAGUGAGGCACAUACUUCCAUUUGUUGCGUUGCAUUUUCAAGAAAACUUUUAGGUUUAAUUUGGUGCUUUUGUGUUAGAACAUGAAACUGAAAAUAAUAAGCGAUUCUAGUAUGUUUUCUUCA